AUGUUCAACGACCACGUCAAUACAUUGGUCGCGAGUGUCGCAAAUCACUACUGGUUUGUCCUCGCUGUCGGAGGCAUCUCAUGGAUCUUGUCCACUAAGUAUCUCACGCCUUUACGAAAGCUUCCUGGACCUCUUUUUGCGUCGUUCUCGAAAUUCCCUAGGUUCUUCUCUGUCCUGCGAGGCCGUCCCCAUGAAUGGGAAUUGGAAGCACACCGCAAGUACGGCAGGAUCGUCCGAACUGGGCCGGAGCAGGUGUCAGUCGGCGAUCCGGCGGCGAUUAAUCUCAUAUAUAACGCUUCCGAUAAGUUCGUAAAGUCACAAUUUUACCUUCCGUUUCAUAUUUACGACGAGGAAGGCAUGCUCCCAGACCCUCUCGUAUUGACGGACAAGGCAAUGCAUACGCGAAUGAAACGGAAUGCGUAUAAUGCCUACUCCAUGGGCUCCAUGUUGGAGUUGGAGCCUCUCCUAGAUGGGGUCACGGACCGGUUUUUCACCAUCCUCGAUAAAAUAGCUGAAUCUGAGGGCGAACCUUGUGAUUUGGGAAAGUGGCUACGAUUCUACGCGACUGAUGUUAUUUUCACGGUUACCUUUGGUGAAGACCUGAAUUUCAUGGAGAAGGGAGAUCCGAUUGGCAUGAUGCCCAUGCUAGAGUACAUCAUUGGUGACUACGUAGCGAUUGUGGGCCAAUUCCCCUGGCUACACAGAUUUCUGCUGGGGAAUCGCCUCGUCGAAAAGUUGCUCCUCGGAAAUAACGCGCUGAAUGGCGCUGCGCUAGACUUGGCCCUUGGCCAGGUUACAAAGUUCCGAGAACGAGCGGACGAGGAUACGGAAAAACCCUCGACCUUUGUACACAGGCUAUUAGAACAGCAGAGGAAACACCCGGAAUCUAUCACGGAUCGGGAACUCAACACCCACGCCUUUGGCAAUAUCACUGCUGGUGCUGACACGACGACCAUUGCCAUGCGAACCAUCGUGUUUAACGUGCUGAAGAACCCUGAGGUUUACCGCGCCCUAUGUUGGGAGAUCCGCGAGGAGGCCAAAUUGACUUUUCCGGUUUCAUAUCAAGCUGCCAGUGAGCUUCCGUACCUUGACGCCGUGAUCAAGGAAGCGCUUCGGAUUCAUCCGCCAAACGGCGUCAUGUAUCCUCGGACGACACCAGAACAAGGCGCUACAAUCUGCGGUUAUUACAUACCUCCCGGCACCGAAGUGGGCAUAAGUCCAUGGGUUUUACACCACGAUCCCGAAUUAUUCCCCCAGCCCGAGAAAUUCCAACCGGAGCGCUGGCUGACCCCCGACACGGAGCUUCUGGCGCGUAGGAAACGUUCGUUGUUCGCGUUCAGUGCCGGUUCUCAUACUUGCUUGGGGAAGAAUCUCAGUCAACUGGAGAUUACGAAGAUCGUCGCGUCGUUGAUAGUGCAAUACGACAUAGCGCUCACAGACCCGGGAGCAGAGCUGUCGUUUAAAUGUCGCUGGUUUACCCCCCAGAAGGGCUUGUUGGUCAAGCUCAGCAGACGACCUUAA
Scedosporium apiospermum is the source of this 1521-nucleotide messenger RNA. RefSeq names its product Cytochrome P450 oxidoreductase. Gene Ontology annotation, molecular function: heme binding; oxidoreductase activity, acting on paired donors, with incorporation or reduction of molecular oxygen; monooxygenase activity. The record is from RefSeq and is a predicted model, not a curated record. The transcript has 3 exons. Lineage: Eukaryota; Fungi; Ascomycota; Sordariomycetes; Microascales; Microascaceae. Bases 1 to 1521 code for a protein of 506 amino acids.